AUGCCUGGGCUACCAUCAUCCGUCGACCUCGACGAGUGCAUCUCGCGCCUGUACAAGAAGGAGCUCCUCGCCGAGUCCGUCAUCGAGGCCAUCUGCGCAAAGACAAAGGAGCUUCUGAUGCGCGAGAGCAAUGUCGUCCACGUCCGCGCCCCCAUCACCGUCGUCGGCGACAUCCACGGCCAGUUCUUUGAUCUGAUCGAGAUCUUUCGCAUCGGCGGGUACUGCCCCGACACAAACUACCUCUUCCUCGGAGACUAUGUCGACCGCGGCAUGUUCAGCGUGGAGACCAUCUCGCUGCUUGUGUGUUUAAAACUACGAUACCCCAAUCGCGUGCAUCUGAUCCGCGGGAACCACGAGUCGCGCGGCGUCACCCAGUCAUAUGGCUUCUACACCGAGUGCUCGCGCAAGUAUGGCAACGCCAACGUGUGGCACUACUUUACCGACAUGUUUGACUUUUUGACUUUGAGUGUCGUCAUCAACGACCAAAUAUUCUGCGUCCACGGCGGCCUCUCCCCCUCCAUCCAUUCUAUCGACCAAAUCAAAAUCAUAGAUCGCUUCCGCGAGAUCCCCCACGAAGGCCCCAUGGCCGACCUCGUCUGGUCCGACCCCGACCCCGAGCGCGACGAGUUCUCCCUCUCCCCGCGAGGUGCUGGCUACACGUUUGGAGCCCAGGUGGUUAAGAAGUUCCUGGCCGUCAACAACAUGUCGCACAUCCUCAGGGCCCACCAGCUCUGCCAAGAAGGCUUCCAAGUGCUCUACGACGACCGGCUCAGCACCGUCUGGAGCGCCCCCAACUACUGCUACCGCUGCGGCAACAUGGCCAGCGUUCUCGAGGUUAGCGAUACAGGGGAGCGUUUCUUUAACGUCUUUGCAGCCGCCCCCGAGAAUGACAUGCAUAAGGAGCUGCAGCCCGGGAACGAAAAGUCUGCCGACGGUAAUGCCUUGCCAGACUAUUUCCUCUGA
Molecule: messenger RNA, 963 nt
Organism: Fusarium falciforme
Lineage: Eukaryota; Fungi; Ascomycota; Sordariomycetes; Hypocreales; Nectriaceae
Product: Serine/threonine-protein phosphatase
Exons: 4
Coding region: 1-963 (320 amino acids)
Biological process (GO): peptidyl-serine dephosphorylation
Cellular component (GO): FAR/SIP/STRIPAK complex
Molecular function (GO): protein serine/threonine phosphatase activity
Source: RefSeq, a predicted model, not a curated record